CUUAUUUGUAUCCUGCGUUGCGUUUGUAUGACGUUAGGGUUUCGAGACUAGAAUUUUCCAAUUGUCAACGGGAACGGACUUUAACUCGAUCAACGUCAAUUUAGUUAAGUUGUUGAGUGCAAUCGAGAAGCUCAGGCAGCUUAGAAAGGCAGACUUUGUGGAGAAAUUAUGGACAAAAUUGAAAUUGGAGCAAUGGAUGCUGUGGUCGACAAUAUGGAUUCUUACGCCGAUGAAAUUAUUUUAGAUGAGGAACGCCGGCAAACAGAUGAAGACAAAGUCAACAACCAUGAUACUAAUGGGAAAAAGAAUUCAGAUGAAGAAUUCCCCAAUUCAGAUUUGGAUAAAAUCCAAUCAAAAGAGGUGGAUUCCAACGUGCCAGACGUAACUCCAACUGACAAAUCCAUGGAGGACGAAAUCGAACUUCUGGACCUUUCAAUGGAAAAUAGUUUGGUUGUAGAUGAAGAUGCUGAUAAACAAAAAUCUAAGCGCUCUCUCUUAAAUAACGAAGUAGACAAACUAACUGUCAAAAAAUCCAAGGUUAAUGGAACAAGCAAUGAGGAACCAAGCCAAAAUGAACCUGAUAAUCUUAAUGGUGAGGCUUCUUCGGCAAGACUUACCAGAUCAGAUUUAGAAGAAAUCCGCCUUCAGAAAAUAUUCGAAUCCCUCUUGAUAAGGAGAGAGCGAGCCCAACUAUAUCAUACGAUAAGAAAACAUGAAGAAGGUUUGGCAGUUCUCGAUGAAGAAAUACGCCAAUUAAUCGAUCAGCAUGAAGAUUUAGUCAAUCUCCUGGCAGAAUUCAAAACUGAAAUCAAAAAAUUUGAACAACCACCAGUCAUUAUCCGACAGGUAUCUUCGGAAGUCAUCGAUCUGACAGAUGAGGUCGAAGACGUUGCGACCACAAGUACUCAAUAAAUGCGAGGAAAAGAAGAUAAUUUUGUUUCUUAUCAUAUUUAAAUAUUGUAUUUUUGUUUGAAUGUUGUUUUUGCUUUAAUGUUUCUAUGUUAUAGAGUAGAGAGUAGACUUUUGAACAUUGUGUUGUGUUUUUGGCUUUAUUAUUUGUUUUAUAACCAUUAAAUGUGAUCAGUUAAUUUGUUUUUUUAUUUGCUUUAUAUUUUUUUUUCAUUGAUAAAAUGGUUUAUGAAGAUUAGGUUAUCCAAAUCUCAAAUUGAUCCACAUUAAACUCAAAUUUCUUUCAUAGGAAAACCCUGCUAUUUGAUGUGAGCCGCAUUUUUUGUACAUCCAUAUCUCUAAAUUCCAUAUUUAAAAUAUUCAAUCACUAGUUGUUCUCGAAUUUCUGCUGCUGCUUCCGGAUAGGCCAAAGUAACCACGUAACGGUUUCAAAUUCUUGUAGGUUUCCUGCGGCUUCUUGUUGCCUGGUUCUCAGUAGUAAUACCUGGUAAAGCUGCCUUCGGUGUUGGUUUUCAUAUCGACGCUCCAACGCAUCAACAAGCGCUCCAUAGUUUUGUUGGAAAGCUGGAGGUACGGUCUCUAUAAGGUCUAAGGCAAUGCUACAAUCAAGCCUGUAACCCUGUCAUCGAAGCUCCAGC
Messenger RNA from Ceutorhynchus assimilis (cabbage seed weevil), 1547 nucleotides. Lineage: Eukaryota; Metazoa; Arthropoda; Insecta; Coleoptera; Curculionidae. The record is from the annotation of a GenBank genome assembly.